CACACAUUUGAUCCAUUCUGCGUCUCUACAAACAGUAGACCCAAGUGGAACAACCUUACAUGCACCCAUAAUCAUCUGGAGUCGGCUCAUCGCCAAAAUUUCGACGGUCAAAUCUACAAACCCUAGCUGAUCAAAUUCUAAGAUCGCGGCCAUGGCGAAGAAACGAAAGCUCGAUGCCAAGCCAGAAACUGCCGGCUUACCUGAGCCCGACUCCGUCGACGAGAAAACGGCCAUAGAAGAACCCGAAACUACCUUAACCAGCGAAGCCCCAAUUGAAGGAUCACCGGUGCCGGAAAGUGGACAGUCCAUCAAGGAGGAACCAAUUAGUGAGGAGGAAUUCAAAGCCCAAGCUCUUGAAACCUCAGAUAUUGUUCCGGAUACGUCCGACUCAGCUAAACCCCCUCCCACAGAUGUCGUAGCUUGCGGCGAUGAUAAUGAGGACGGCAGUGACCCCGCCUUUUUGGAGAAGAUUCUCGCGCCGUUCGCUAAGGAGCAGCUGAUCUCACUGCUUCGAGACGGCGCCUUGAAGCACCCUGAUCUUCGUGAUUCCAUUCUACAGAGUGCUGACGUGGAUCCCGCCCACAGGAAGGUCUUUGUUCAUGGCCUUGGUUGGAACACAACAGCGGAGACCCUCACCAAUAUUUUUGGCCAGUAUGGAGAUAUCGAGGAUUGUAACGCCGUUGUUGACAAGGUUACCGGUAAGUCCAAGGGUUACGGCUUCAUACUCUUCAAGGACCGGAGUGGCGCUCGGCGAGCUUUAGAGGAACCGCAGAAGAAAAUUGGUAACAGGAUGGCGGCUUGCCAACUAGCAUCGAUUGGCCCUGUCCCUGCCCCGCCACCAGUUUUGCCUGUAUCUGAGUACACCCAGCGGAAGAUCUAUGUCAGCAACGUAGGAGCUGAUCUCGACCUUCAGAAACUUCUGCAGUUAUUUUCAAAGUUUGGGGAGAUAGAGGAAGGACCUUUAGGUCUAGAUAAAACGACGGGGAAACCCAAGGGAUUCUGUCUCUUCGUUUAUAAGAGUGCUGAGAGUGCAAAAAAGGCUUUGGAGGAACCACAUAAGAACCUCGAAGGCCAUAUCUUGCACUGCCAGAAGGCAGUUGAUGGUCCAAAGUAUAACAAGCAAGGGGCUAAUCUUCCCCAGGGUGGCGGACAUCAUGCAGGCUUUCAUCAUGGUUCUACUGGGUUUGGAGCUCGUGGGCCUAAAAUUGGAAGGAAUGGUGGUGCUGUGUUUAUGGGUGGCAUGUCAUCUUCAGUUGGAGGACCAGCACAUCUGAUAGUUCCUCCUGUUGCCAGCAUUGGGUUCAACCAGGCAGGGCAAACGGUCAAUAAUGGCGUGCAUGCAUUGAAGUCUACAUUUGGGAAUCAGGUGGGUGGAGCUGGAGGUUACACGAAAACAAGUGUGAUAGGUGGCUAUGGAGCAUCACAGAUACAUGGACACUAUGGCGGCUCUGUAAUGGGACAGGGCGGCACAUGGACACAAUAAAGCUUUGAUUACAUGGAUGGUGUAGGACCUUACACGAGUCAUUAGAUCCUGUUGAGUGCAUUACCAGUUUAGUUCUGCCAAGAUGAUUCUGGAGUUCCUGCUCAUGCAUCCAUUGGAGAUUGUUAUUUUAUGCUUUUCCAAUUGAUGUUUACCAUAAAUCUUGAGUUUUCAGCUAUGAUGACUUAAACCUAUUUUAAAAAUUUGAUACUUCAAAACUAUGUAAAAUUAAUGGUACCUUGGACAAAGAGAUUUGGUUUCUUGAAGCACGCUUCUAAUGCAUUUUCUAUUAUAAAUGAUCUCCAUGUAUUUGAAAA
This is a messenger RNA of Dendrobium catenatum, 1797 nucleotides long. Its product is annotated as UBP1-associated protein 2A. The transcript has 3 exons. Gene Ontology annotation, molecular function: RNA binding. The record is from RefSeq and is a predicted model, not a curated record. Lineage: Eukaryota; Viridiplantae; Streptophyta; Magnoliopsida; Asparagales; Orchidaceae. The coding region runs from base 152 to 1483 and encodes 443 amino acids.